AUGUCUCCGCCCUCGGAGGGAGCUGUUGGAUUACGACGGAAGAAGCGUGUGUGUGAAAGAUGUCGGCGACGGAAGCAACGAUGCGACUUUGAGCAAGAAGCGUCUUGCCGCAACUGCAUCUUAGCAGGCACCGAAUGCGUGACAGCUACUCCGGAUACAUCUCUCUUGAAUUUGGGUCAAUACAGCUCUCCAGGUAGCUGGCAGCGGUCCGGGUACCCGCCGCCUCCGGCAUCGGAUGUUGGAGAUGUUGGAUCCCAUCAGGCCCGGAUCCUUUCAUCCCAUGCCGGCACUUCUCCCAGUGGAGGAUAUCAGGUGUCCAACGGUAUCCUCGAGAUCGAGGGACAGAAUUGUAUGAGUCCGGGAGAUCAGGUCACCGGGCGGCCAACUAUACUAUCAGGCUUCACCAACGAGACCUUGGCGAGCGAGAUCUCGAUCCCCACGGCUGCAUCUUUCUUUCGUACCUACUGCAGUGUUAUCCAUCCACAAUACCCGUUCCUGGAUAUCAGGGAGUGUGGAGACUAUUACCUGCGGUGGAAAGCCUCCUUGUCGGGUGGUAGAUUGGGCGGCUGGGCCGCUUUCUUUGUCAACAUGAUAUUUGCGAUCGGAUUGCUGAUCGAAUCCAAAGCUGACAGUGCCCCACACCAUAAGUAUCAAAAUCUCAAGUCGAGAGCGCAAGCCGAGCAAUCCAUCAUGGCAGAUUCUUCCUCCACGGCACUCAUUCGAAUGCAAGCGAUGCUUUUGUCAGCAAUGCUUGCGUUACAUGCCGAGAAUACCUGGCGAAUCGCACACGUCAGUGGAGUUAUCAUGAAGUUUGCUAGUCUUCACCGAUUUCAUCGUUUGAAAAAAGUCCCAAACGACCCCUACAAUACGAUGAUGAUUAGAGUGUGGUCAAGUGCGUACACUCUCGACCGCUCAGUCAGUUCAGCACUCGGUACACCCGUCAGCCUUCCAGACAUGUAUAUUUCAUCUCCGUUGUACGAAGACGGCCCCGAAGACGGCCCCGAAGACGAAUGUCCCAUGCCCUGGCUCUCAGAUUGUGCGCCACGAGAACGCCCCGAGUUAUUUCCCAACCUCAGAACAUUUGCCCACAUUUGCAAGAUAAGGACUGUACAGUCCCUGUUUAUGCAUAUGGUAGAAAAGGACGACCUGGAGGAUAGCGUGCCCUUGGAAUUGCAAAUGCACAUGCUGGAAACAUUGAGGAAAUGGGAGCAACCGGACGUCAUAGCAAUGCACAGUAUUGCAAACACCGAUGGAUAUCACAGUGCACUCUGGCUUCGGCACAUCGGCCAACUCACACGACUCUCCAUCUGCUGGGUCAACAAAUCCAAUAUUCAUUCAUACAUAGCCGACACUGCGUUCAAAGCGAGUUGCGAGGCUUGCACCAGUUUCCGAUCCUUGCGAAAGAAACGACAAAUAGCCCAGCCCUGGCUCGUGGUCCUGUCGCAAUUUAGAGCUGCCGUGACCUUGUGGUACAUACUAUGGGCACGGGCGGUUCCUGUUCCUAGAGAGGCAGAUGAUGCCAUCCGAGACUGCGGUGCUGUCCUGGCCAUCUUUGCAGAUCGGUGGCCAAACGCAGAGUACUACCGUGAUUGCUUCGAAAUCUUGGCGGUGUCUAUUCCCCGGAGUCGACCACUGGGUAAUCUGGAGAAAGAUGUACGAGACAAGAUAAAGGUUCUGGUUCACAAGCUGGACGAAAUUGGCAUUCACCGGACGACCUCAAGAAUGCUAUGGGAGAUGUCUGCCGAAAAUGAUGACCCAAGGCAGACAAGGCACUUGAGACGACACCCAUUUAUCGACGACAUUGGCGUCGGUCGAGCAAAAACCGACUAUGAUGGCGAAGAAGUUGCCCCCGGCAUUCGUCGCCUAGUGCUCGAGCAUAUCCAAAACCUCGAUAAAGUACUCUGUGAUCUUGAAAGAGCAGGAGCAACAGUCUCAAGAGAGAAGUCACAGUUCUGCGUGAGCGGCAUGAAGUUUGUUGGGUACGUCUGCGAUGCACGAGGACGUCAUCCUGAGUACUCGAUGAUCGAGAAGAUCGUGAACGGCCGUCCUGCCAGAAUGCUUCGGAAGUCAAAGGUUUUGUUGGACUCUGCGUCCAAACAACUCAGCUUUUUCAUCGAUUUCUCGACCACGCAAGUCACCAUGGAUUGCGAAGACGUGGCCUCAAACGUUGAAAGCGAACAACAGCCGAUUAGCAACGCCUUAACGCAAGUCGGAGACCUCACUUUCGAAUCAACAGCUGAAACCUUUGCCUACCUGAACAACCCUACUCCUACCGAGCGAAUCGCAGCCUGUGAAGAACUUGCUGAGCGCGUAACGAGCAAACAAGACAGCACCUUGCCGCGCAACUAUGAGGACGAAUUAACGAAAGGGCUUGCCAACUUAGUCCUUCCGAUUCGUGCUGAAAUGCAGGGAAUACGGAAUAUAAUACAACAUAUAAUGUCUAGCGGACCACGUCCUUAA
Capronia coronata CBS 617.96 is the source of this 2460-nucleotide messenger RNA. RefSeq lists its product as uncharacterized. NCBI's taxonomy places the organism in Eukaryota, Fungi, Ascomycota, Eurotiomycetes, Chaetothyriales, Herpotrichiellaceae. Gene Ontology annotation, biological process: DNA-templated transcription; positive regulation of transcription by RNA polymerase II. The record is from RefSeq and is a predicted model, not a curated record. Bases 1 to 2460 code for a protein of 819 amino acids. The transcript is spliced from 7 exons. Gene Ontology annotation, molecular function: DNA-binding transcription factor activity, RNA polymerase II-specific; zinc ion binding; sequence-specific DNA binding.